UAGAAGACACCCAGGGUCCCUUCCAAAUUUCUAUUCUAUUCUAUUCUAUUCUAUUCUAUUCUAUUCUAUUCUAUUCUAUUCUAUUCUAUUCCUUCUAGGAUAGGUUCCAACCUUCCAAUCUAAGAUUUCCUAGUGGUCUCCCAUCCCACGGACUAACAAAGUCCAUGUAUCUAGAACAGUGUAUCUCAACUAUGGCCACUAAAAACUGUGUGGACUUCAACUCCCAGAAUCCCCCAGCUAAUUACUAACGUUCUUCCAUGCCCGGAACAAAGAUGGAUAUUCAGCUUGUUUUUACUUUACUAUUUGGGGGGGGGGGUAAUGUUAUGGGUUCUCCCCUUAUAUUUUCAAUUUUAAGCCCCCUUCAAAGGGUGCUUCCUAAAUUUCAAUAAACUAAUCACCCCAUCCCAGCACAGUCUUCAGCAUGUGGCUGCCACCAGGUAUAGACUUUGUGCUCAAAUGCUCCUUUCCAUUGCCAGGACUGUGGGUGUGUGUCUCCUUUGUGUGGUGGCGCCUGCAUUGUGAUGUCAUCUGUGAGGCAAUUUCUGACUGUUGGGUAUGGACUGUGCUGAGGUUGGUGCUGGGCUAUCUGGGAGGAUCCUUUGGAAACGGCGCCGGGUUCAAGUCCUUCCCCCCAACCCCAUGGAGAAAGCAGCAGAGACUCUUCCGGCGUCCACCCAGGAAAGCUUAAAGAAGGAGAUCGGCCACCUAAAAGAGAAAGUGGCGGGUCGCGAGGCCGAAAACCAGAAGAUCCUGAAGGAAAUAGAGAGCCUCAAACAGGAGAACAAGAAUUUGGACGAGAGGAUCGACUGCUUGACCACCAUGGUGAAGGUCUUGGAAAAGGAAGAGGAGGAACUGCGGGAGCUGCUCCGAGAACGGGAAGACACACGGGCAGACCUGGAGGCCCAAAACCAGACCUUGGCGGAGACCAACAAGGUUCUCCGCUCCGAAAUCCAGACGCUCUCCAACCAGCUGCUCAGAUUUCAGGAUUACAGAGAUAGUCAGGACCAGAAUAUGACGCGCAUGAAGCAGGUGGUGGAACAAAUUGUGGGGUACUUUAAACAGUUGGAGGGGAUGAUUGAGGCGGCCGAGCAGCGUUACGAAGGCCAGAAGACGCAGUCGGCCGAGCUGAAGGGCGCGAUGGAUAAACUCCGGCAGAUCUGCGACGUCCAGGAAAACGAGAUCCUGUGUCUGCAGGAGCAGCUGGAGCCGUUCCCCUUCGACAACUCGGAGACGGACCCCUGCUCGGAGGGUCUCUCCCUGCUCUUCGAGAUGGUGCAGGCCAAGCUGAAGGUAGACCCCCAAGCAAUAAGGGACACCCUCUUUUCCGUCUUAUCCAGGGGGGCCUGGCUGCUGGCCGGUCUCCUCGUGGGCCUGGCGUUUUCCAAAGUGAUGUUCUGCCUGAUGGAGGCUUGGUGCUUCAGAAGGAGAUGCUGACGUUGUGUGACAUUCUCGGGACAGGCAUGGGGCAUCCUGUGCCCGUGAUCACGCCCGGAAGUUGAGACGUUUGACGCCUUUUUUUUUUUUAAAAAAAAAGCAAGAAUCCUGGAGAAGAAUGUAGAAAGCUAGUGACGAAAGGAGGGAAAAAAAAAACCCGUUCCUUUUCGACCUGCGGGAAUCGCCAAUGCAUUUCUGUCAUUCCAAUAAAGAAUGCGCAGGUAUAGAAUAGAUGGUAUCUGGAUCAAGAGUAGCAACUGCGAGACAGGUCUCGGAGUCCUAGUGGACCAUCAUUUAAAUAUGAGCCAGCCGUGUGCUGCAGCUGCCAAAAAAGCCAACACAGUGCU
This is a messenger RNA of Crotalus tigris (Tiger rattlesnake), 1781 nucleotides long. RefSeq names its product oral-facial-digital syndrome 1 protein homolog. The transcript has 2 exons. The record is from RefSeq and is a predicted model, not a curated record. NCBI's taxonomy places the organism in Eukaryota, Metazoa, Chordata, Lepidosauria, Squamata, Viperidae. Bases 556 to 1434 code for a protein of 292 amino acids.